AUGUUGCUAAUCUCUAUAGUCUAUGCAAAUAAGGGCAGCUUCCAGCAAUGCUACAUUUUCGAUUUUGGUUGUUGCGUCAUCGAUCUAGAUAAAAUGUCUGGAAAAGUGAUCCCUGUGGUUAGGGCUGAAGAAGAAGAGGAGGAAGAGCUCGUCGAUCCACAGGCACAAUUACGAGAACAAUGUGGCCAGAAACCAGAUGCUCAGAACAUGUGGUCUAAGUAUCAGGAAUGCAACGACCGUGUUAACUCCAGAUCUAAUACUGCAGAGACCUGUGAAGAAGAAUUGAGGGACUACUUGCACAUCCUAGAUCAUUGUGUCACUAAAGACCUGUUUAAAAGGCUUAAG
This is a messenger RNA of Brenthis ino (lesser marbled fritillary), 345 nucleotides long. The record is from the annotation of a GenBank genome assembly. Lineage: Eukaryota; Metazoa; Arthropoda; Insecta; Lepidoptera; Nymphalidae.